CAGCAGAAAAGCUUACAUAACCUGAUUAUUUUUGCGUAAACGGUUCUAUCUCGACUGAAAACUCUAAAAUGGCUGGCGGAGGCGAUGAAAGCAAACUUACCGGACUCUCCCGCUACUUCAAUGGCGAGACUAUGCGAGGCCGUGCAAACGUUGCCAAGGCCACAUAUGCGUCCCUUGGAUUGCUGAUUUUGUAUUUCUCUCUGAAACCAAGCAAGAAGUAAUCAGAUGGCAGAACGUAAGACCGGUAAUGGGUGUGCUUAUGGAUAAGUGUGAGAAAUACAUUAUGCAACAGUCGAGUAAAACAUAGAA
Messenger RNA from Anopheles nili, 309 nucleotides. Its product is annotated as ATP synthase membrane subunit K, mitochondrial-like. The record is from RefSeq and is a predicted model, not a curated record. Lineage: Eukaryota; Metazoa; Arthropoda; Insecta; Diptera; Culicidae. The coding region runs from base 69 to 221 and encodes 50 amino acids. The transcript is spliced from 3 exons.